Molecule: messenger RNA, 765 nt
Organism: Paramecium octaurelia
Lineage: Eukaryota; Ciliophora; Oligohymenophorea; Peniculida; Parameciidae
Source: the annotation of a GenBank genome assembly
AUGCAAUCACUUGGUUGGACAAAGCAUUAGCUAUUGAUCCAAAACAUGUUGUUUCCUUAAGUAAUAGAGGUAGAUUUCAUCAUCCUUAUAUUAAUAGGUGAUUGUUUAAGGAUGUUGGAUAAAUAUGAGGAUGCAAUCACUUGGUUCGACAAAGCAUUAGCUAUUGAUCCAAAACAUGUUGUUUCCUUAUGUAAUAAAGGUAGAUUUGAUCUUCCUUAUAUUAAUAGGUGGUUGUUUAAGGAUGUUGGAUAAAUACGAGGAUGCAAUCACUUGGUUUGACAAAGCAUUAGCUAUAGAUCCAAAAGAUGUUGAUUCCUUAUAUAACAAAGGUAGAUUUGAUCAUCCUUAUAUUAAUAGGGGGUUGUUUAUGGAUGUUAAAUAAAUACAAGGAUGCAAUCACUUGGUCGGACAAACAUUAGCUAUUGAUCCAAAACAUGUUGAUUCCUUAAGUAAUAAAGGUAGAUUUCAUCAUCCUUACAUAAAUAGGUGAUUGUUUAAGAUUAUUGAAGUAAUUUGAUAAAUCUGAAAAAAUUCUCCAUUAAGCUAUUUAGCUCAAUCCUAACCACACAGUUAGUCUUGAUAGUCUUGGUAUGUGUUGAUUUUAUAUUCAGGAAUCUGCUUAUAAGAUUAGUAGAAAUACUAAGAGGCUCUGAUAUAUUAUGAAAGAAGUUUAAAAAUUUAAUCAAAUAAUUAAUGGACCAAAAAUCAAAAGGGUACUUAUAUUUUGUCAAUUUAGAAUUUUGUGAACAGAAAUUGAAACAGUGA